Molecule: messenger RNA, 726 nt
Organism: Adelges cooleyi (spruce gall adelgid)
Lineage: Eukaryota; Metazoa; Arthropoda; Insecta; Hemiptera; Adelgidae
Exons: 5
Coding region: 33-641 (202 amino acids)
Source: RefSeq, a predicted model, not a curated record
UUCGAAUAGUUUCAAAUUAGUUUUCACUUCUUAUGUUAAUCUGCUCCAAAUUUAAAAUGUACUCGAAAAUUGUAAUACUGUUUUUUUGCGUAACGUUAUACUUUUUGCAAUGUCAGGGUGUUCGCCUAACUAAACAACGUCAGAGAACUAUUAAAAACAUAGUCAAUAGUUAUGCCAAACCAGAAGGCAUAGUCGUUGAAGCAAAUAGAGAACCGACCAUAAACUUAAAUGGUGUCAAAGAUGUGAUUGAACAAGUAGCACAGCGACUCAGCAUACAGAUAGAACCUCCUAGAAUUGAAGAACUGGAAACUAUAGGAUCAAGUUAUAGGUACACAUCAUGGGAAGUUGAUAGACACGUUUGUAAAUACUUAGGUUAUGAUGGUGUUGUACCUUCGCAUAUGAGGAUGACGGUAAGUUUUCUGUACGGAUCGUUCGACCGGCCAGAUGGCAUAUGCUUUCAUCAAUUAGAAGACAUACUUAGACGUUUACGAGAGGGUUAUGAUAAUACGAUUGCCGAAUAUGUAUUUGGUGAUGAACCGAAAACUGCAAUACCGUACAAAACGGCAAGAGCAGAGUACAAGUUUACAAAGAAAGAAGUUAUAUUCAUGGUUGUAAAUUUUUUCUUUCCCGGAGUAUAUUGAUUUAUUUAUUAUUUUUUAAUUAUAUAUGUACUUUGUCACAUAGAAAUGUAGUUUUGAUGAAAUAAUAAAUCAUUGUGCUAUUAUA